Molecule: messenger RNA, 938 nt
Organism: Saccoglossus kowalevskii
Lineage: Eukaryota; Metazoa; Hemichordata; Enteropneusta; Harrimaniidae
Cellular component (GO): membrane
Source: RefSeq, a predicted model, not a curated record
UCAACACCUUAUUUAUUCUCUGUAAAGUUGAAUUCGUAUUUAAGUCCAAAAUGGCAUCAACGAACGAAGCUUAUAUAGAAGCCCCUGAUGAGCAAGUUACGGGAGCUAUGGAUCCAUCAACAGGAACAGUUGUUCCAACAGAAGCAGCAGCAUGCGCAGCACCAGUAGUCGAGCCAACCGGUCCACCGCCUGCCUACGAUCCAGGCAAUUACACCUAUGACAUACAGAAAUUUACAAACAGUAAUCCGGAGAAGCCUCCUUUGCCCGAUGACUCGCCGUACCCACAGCAACCCGUAGCUGUUCACAUCGACCCAACGCAACAGUACGCAAUGUAUGUUCCCGGGGCUUAUGACAAUACUGACUCGACCAUGCCAGCAUACCCACAUAAUAUGACUAUGAUCAGAGAGAGUGAACAAACGACUAAACCCACUUCAGGUAGAGAUAUCGGGGCCUUAAUAUUUUCAAUCUUCGCUUGUCUGUGCUUCUUCUGGCCAGUUGGCAUCGCAGCAAUUGUCUACUCUGCAAUGGCACUUUCCUACCGUGGCAAACAGGGCUAUGACAACAGAGCAGAUCAAUAUGUGAAAUACUCUCUUAUUUUGUCUUCUUUAGCUAUUUUCAUUGGAUCUAUUCUAUUAGUGGUAUUUGUCAUUGUAGAAGAUUAAUAAUACAUGUCAAUGUUGCGUGCACCCAAUUAGACGUGCAUACGAACUUUGUUAAUAUCAUUCAAAAAACAUGACUGUACUUCCUCAAUUAUUUAUGUAAAUUUAAACCUUUGUAUCUCCCUGAACUAAGGUAAUAAGUGUGAUGAGCUCUUUAUGAAAUAAGCUUUUCCAAUUAUUUGUGCAACUUUUAAAACCAAAUAUGAUGCGUCUUGCUAUAAGCUAUGAUUGUUUGGUUGACUGUGACAUUUACAUUCAAACUUGAAGAAUUAAUACCGG